Messenger RNA from Anolis sagrei ordinatus, 1546 nucleotides. It is a transcript of the gene STX6, whose product is annotated as syntaxin 6. The record is from RefSeq and is a predicted model, not a curated record. Gene Ontology annotation, molecular function: SNARE binding; SNAP receptor activity. NCBI's taxonomy places the organism in Eukaryota, Metazoa, Chordata, Lepidosauria, Squamata, Anolidae. Gene Ontology annotation, biological process: vesicle fusion; intracellular protein transport; retrograde transport, endosome to Golgi. Gene Ontology annotation, cellular component: SNARE complex; synaptic vesicle membrane; endomembrane system.
AUAGGCGGCGCCCAGGGUCACGUGAAAGGGGCGCUCAUGGCCGAGGGGGUUGGAAGCAGUAGCUGAGGGAGAAAGGAAGAGAAGGGACGGGAGGGGAAGGGAGGAAGGGGUCACCGGGCAGCUGAAGGGAGAAGGAGGAGAGGGAGCAGCUCCGAGGGGAAGCGGGCUCCAAGCCAUGUCCAUGGAGGACCCCUUCUUCGUGGUGAAAGGGGAAGUUCAAAAGGCAGUGAAUACUGCCCAGGGGCUCUUCCAGAGAUGGACGGAGCUCCUGCAAGAUCCAUCUACAGCUACAAGAGAAGAAAUUGACUGGACCACCAAUGAGCUAAGGAACAAUCUAAGGAGCAUUGAGUGGGAUCUUGAGGACUUAGAUGAAACUAUUAGCAUUGUUGAAGCUAAUCCUCGGAAGUUCAACCUCGAUGCAACGGAACUGGGUGUAAGAAAAGCCUUCAUCACAAGCACUCGGCAGGUGGUUAGGGAUAUGAAGGACCAGAUGUCAAAUACGUCUGUUCAAGCUCUGGCUGAAAGGAAGAACAGGCAGGUCCUUCUGGGAGAAAGUGGAACUCAUGGCUGGAGUUCUGGAGCUGACAAAUAUAGUCGUUUGGAUCGUGAAAUGCAGUCUGUGAAUUCAAACUUCAUUGAGGAUCAGCAGGUUCAGCAACAGUUAAUCAUAGAACAGCAGGACGAACAGUUGGAGCUGGUCUCCGGCAGCAUUGGGGUGUUAAAGAACAUGUCCCAGCGCAUUGGAGGGGAGCUAGAUGAACAAGCAGUCAUGUUGGAUGAUUUUGCUCAUGAGAUGGACAGCACUCAGUCACGACUAGAUAACGUUAUGAAGAAGCUUGCAAAAGUGUCCCACAUGACCAGUGAUCGGCGACAGUGGUGUGCAAUUAUCAUUCUCUUUGCUGUCCUGAUGGUGGUGAUUAUCUUGUAUUUUGUGCUGUGACAAAGUGGAACUUGGGCGCUGUUCCUUUCUCCCUUUUCAAUGGACUCCCAGACAAUCCUCCGAUCCAACAGAGGGAAUUCCCAUUAUGAGAACUGUGUUUUGGGAGCAGGAGACUGUGCUCCUCUGUGGAUGGACACCAGUGUCAUUACUGUCUGAACCUCGUGGCUCUUCUGCUCAUCAUCAUGAUCAACUUGCUGAGGAAAUAAUGGUAAACAAAGAAAUGCCCAAAUUCUACUGUCUGUUGCAGGAAGCACUUCCUGCAAAUUGGAAGGGGAAGAGCAAUUCCCAUCCUGCUGCAGGUGUGAAUGGUUUUCAGGAAGUACUUCAGAUGCCUUUCUUCUGCUUGUAAAAACAGGACUCCUGGCAGUGUUUUAAAAGGCACAUUUAACAGCGCUCUAUUGACCAGAGGAUUCUCUUCAUAAGGCAGCUUACAGCACUGCCUUGCAAAGAACUAUGGAGCCAGAUGGGUCUGCAAAAGCAGUCACUAAUUCACACUGGUUUGUGCUGCCAGUCUAUGAAAGGUAAAUGUAGCCCCCCUCCCACCCCCCAUGUUAAAUAACGGCACAGAGGAAUACACCUUAGGGCAUUUCUGAAGACAAACAAAAC